AUGCCUAUUGAAGCCACAGAAUCUAGAGUGGUGCUCACCCACCCAACAAAUCCCCACACCCGCGUGGAGAUCCUCAACUAUGGGGCCACCAUCGUCUCCUGGAGGCUGGACGGCCAGGAGCAGUUGUGGCUCUCGGAUGCAGCGAAACUCGACGGUUCCAAGCCGGUCAGAGGGGGCGUGCCGCUUGUUUUCCCUGUUUUUGGGGCCGGCAAGCCAAAUCAUGCGACGGAAAAGUUGCCCCAGCACGGGUUUGCGCGCAGCAGCGAGUGGGAGUUCUUGGGCCAGGUGUCGGAGAACCCGCCUACCGUCCAGUUUGGACUUGGGCCGGAAAAUGUGGAUGCGGAAAAGUUGCUGUUGUGGGAAGGUGCGAAUGACUUUACUUUGCUCUUGACGGUGACGUUGGAAGAGUCACAGUUAACCACGAGAAUUGAGGUGGAAAACACCGGGGCCGCAGCGUUUGACUUCCAGUGGUUGUUCCACACCUACUUGCGCAUUCCGGAAAUUUCCAAAAUCAGUGUCGACAACUUGCAGGGCCAGACCUUCUUCAACCAGUUGCAGAAGGCUAACACUACCGAGACCGCCGCCCAGGUCACCUUUGCUCAGGAAACCGACAGUAUCUACAAGAAGGUGGACACAUCCGUUGAUUUACAGGUCUCCAGUGCUGGGAAGCCGCUCCACGUCGUCAAGAGAAACAACCUUCCAGACGCCGUGGUCUGGAACCCGUGGAUCGAAAAGUCCGGAGGCAUGGCCGACUUCAUGCCAAAGGAUGGGUACAAGCAGAUGGUGUGUAUCGAGCCGGGUCACGUCUCUGACUUUGUAAACUUGUCGGCCGGAGAGUCCUGGACCGCUGCCCAGACAUUGGUCGCCUUCAAGCAAUGA
Molecule: messenger RNA, 879 nt
Organism: Babjeviella inositovora NRRL Y-12698
Lineage: Eukaryota; Fungi; Ascomycota; Pichiomycetes; Serinales
Product: glucose-6-phosphate 1-epimerase
Exons: 1
Coding region: 1-879 (292 amino acids)
Biological process (GO): carbohydrate metabolic process
Molecular function (GO): carbohydrate binding; isomerase activity
Source: RefSeq, a predicted model, not a curated record